Messenger RNA from Lytechinus pictus (painted urchin), 1347 nucleotides. Its product is annotated as F-box/LRR-repeat protein 2-like. Lineage: Eukaryota; Metazoa; Echinodermata; Echinoidea; Temnopleuroida; Toxopneustidae. The record is from RefSeq and is a predicted model, not a curated record. The coding region runs from base 1 to 1347 and encodes 448 amino acids. Gene Ontology annotation, molecular function: protein binding. Gene Ontology annotation, biological process: SCF-dependent proteasomal ubiquitin-dependent protein catabolic process. Gene Ontology annotation, cellular component: SCF ubiquitin ligase complex. The transcript has 5 exons.
AUGAAAUCAGAAAGCGACCCGCUCUCCUCGUCAGAGUUUGAGUUCUCUUCGAACGAGUCAUUCCUCACAGAAGAGUCCUGCUGUUUGUCGCCCUCUCUCGACGAUCUCCCGGAUGAAUUGUUGAUGAAGAUUUUGAGUUAUAUCCACCCUCUCAGUAAGACCUUUGCCCAACUGCGAGGAACGUCAAAACGAUUGUAUGAUGUCCUGCAAACGUCAAGUUUGUACAAGACAUCAUCGAUCGAUCUCUCAGGCAACCGCCCCUUCGACUUCGACACCCUCCUGUCGACCACCUCUCGAUCAGCCAAAUCCGUCACCGAACUCAACCUCUCACACUCCGAUGACGUCACCGAUUAUGUCAUAUUUCAGUUAGCAAAGGUAUGCAAUGGGCUGAGGGCACUGGACGUGAGUUACUGUCAGUUGCUUACAAACUGUGGUCUUCGGGUUCUUGCGAACAUCGUCAGACUGUUCAAGGUGGACAUCAGCGGAUGUCCCAACAUCACAUCUCGUGGGGUCUAUCUCUUUGUCAAAUUGAGUGGCGACUCACUUGAAGAACUUAGCAUGAACUUCUGCCUGGGUCUGAGGAAUGAUCCACAUAGACUGCCUGACAUGUCCAUUCAUGGGUGCAAACUGAAGCGACUUGAGAUGGUCUGGGAGAAGAGUCUAGUUGCGAUCAAUCCUCUGAGAUCUGUCGAUCUAGACAGAUUAACAGAGCACCUGCGGACCUUACAGUAUCUGGACAUCAGCCAAAGCCGAUGUGGUGAUGCCGACAUUGAAGCCAUUGUAAUGAACUGUUCCUUGCUGCUCACACUCAAGCUUCGUAACUGCUCCCUCCACGAUCGUGGAUUAAAACACAUUGGUAGAUGGUUACCAAUUCUUCAACACCUCGACAUCGCCGACAACCACGAUAUCACUGACCGCGGACUGGAGUUUAUCGCUUGCGGCUGUGACCAAUACCUCGAGCACGUGGACGUGUCACGGUGUUUCGACAUCCACGGCCCUGGUCUCAACAUCCUGGCGAGUGCCUGCCACUCGCUCCACACCGUGAUCGCAAGAGAAUGUUUCGACAUGACAUCGAACACGAUCACCUACAUCUCACUGCACUGCACGAACGUCCGACAUCUCGACGUCUCCUUCAAUCUCUGUGUCACCGAUGGAACGCUGUCGAGCAUCGCGCAUGACCACCGCAGGCCUGAUGAGGAGCUAGAGGUGGUCACGGAAGGAUGUCCCCAUGUCCUUGGUCAUCGAUUUCGAGGCAGUGUCGAAUCAUGUGAUCGACGUCGCUUUCGGUUUGUCGAUUGGGAAGCAAAGGGAAAUGAUGAGUUUGUCAUCUGGGAGACUAAUGUUUGA